CUAUUCUGUUUUUAUAUACACAAAACAAAUACAACUUAUGCCUAUAUUCAUUAAAAAUUCAUUGCACGCAUAAAACCAACAAAUUAGACCAUAAAGAAUUCCAAUGCGAUUCAUUUAUCGAUUCAAUUUAUGCUGAUUUCUUGAUUUAUCGCGCCCUAUGAACUGAUACUGAAGGUAAUCUGUGUCGUAAUGAUUUCGUUCCAAGAUUCCCGAAAUGCUUCGAUGACGAGGAGCAGCACUCUAAUGCAAAACACCAGUCAACCAUUUCGAAGAGGCUCUCUUAUGGAACUAGCUAAAAGUGCAGGCCAGGAAACACUCAAUACCUCAACCGUGAAAAACCAAUCUUUUCAAGGUGCUUUGGGAUUCAGGCCGAAUGUGAAUAGUUCAGCAGUAGUGAGUGGAUCUAAGCCUCCCAUUUUUCGAAGAGCGAGCACUCAAUUAAACAUGUCCAAGCUGAGGGGACCGGCCGGGUCUAUAUUCGAAGAUUCGAGAGUCAUGAAUACUUCUGCUUUGCGCUUCCACGAAGCCGAAGAGUUUCAAAAAAGCGCAAUAUCCAGCAUCGUAAACCGGAUCAAAACCAGUACUGCCAAAAACAACUCACAACUGCCAAAUCAGUCGAUUGAAAUGAAGGAGAGAUUACAGCAGGAACAAAGGGAGAAAUUAGCGAGAACACAAAAACAGCUUGACGAACUCAAAGAGCAACUUGAAACGCUCACGAAGCACUUCGAACAUUCAGAUUCCGAUCAUUAUUCACAGCAAAUAAAAGAGAAGAUGGCUAAAUUUAAGCAAAAAGAAGAGAAGGAAUGGCAGCGAAUGAAAUCUAAGCUACAAGACGAAAACUCAAGGAAAGAAUACUUGGAACACCUUGCAACUGAAGAGCAAAAUGAACUUGAUGAUUUGAAGUCACAAUACUUGGAGCUUCUGAAAGACCUCGAAAGAGCAGAGAAGAUUAAAGACUACCUAACAGGACGCAAACGGGAGCUAUUCGUGCUUCAAAGAUUGCAUCAGAAAGAGAGAGGCACUUUGACGAGUCAGAAUUUCAAAUUGGACAAGGUAUUUAUGGAGAACCGAGCACUCAGGCAGAAAGAGCUGAGACGAAUGGCAUUGGAUCCCGAAGAUGGAUGUGAGGAUGUCAUUUUAGAAGGCAAGGCAUUCCAAAUGAAAAAGAGAAUUGAUAAGAUGCAUGCCGAAAAUGCAAAAUUGAAGCAGCGUCUAAACCAAUUAUAAUUAUGAAAGUAAAUUACACAAGGCAAAAAAAUAUCAUAUUUUGAUAUA
This is a messenger RNA of Symsagittifera roscoffensis, 1275 nucleotides long. RefSeq names its product interaptin-like. The record is from RefSeq and is a predicted model, not a curated record. Bases 190 to 1227 code for a protein of 345 amino acids. The transcript has 3 exons. NCBI's taxonomy places the organism in Eukaryota, Metazoa, Xenacoelomorpha, Acoela, Convolutidae.